AUAAGUGAGGGGGGGUGCGAGGGCAAAAAUCAAAAUAAACAAGAAUUUUUUACCGAUUUAGUCAUAAAAACCUUAAAAUGAACGUUAAUUUGCACAUCUAUCGAAAGAGUUUACUGAAUAUCAGAAAUUUGUUUCACAGGCAGAUCACUUCGGACCGCCCUGAUAAAAAAAUCCAGGAAUGUUACAAUAUCCUGAACUUACCUCAAGGGUCAAAACACGCAGAUGUGAAAAAAGCUUUUGUUGAUUUGGCCAAAAAAUACCACCCAGAUUCAGGAUCUCCAGAAGCGGACAUAGAAAAGUUUGUAGCUGUAGAAAAUGCUUUCAGAACUUUAUCUAAACAUAUUACUGGCAGCAGCACCACCGAGGUUGUUCCAAAAAUAUUUGAUAUCAAGCAUACAGCCCCACAACAUCGCCAGUAUCUAAGCUUUGAAGGAGUUGGUCACGGCACUCCCUCCCAGAGACAGAGGCAGUGGGAAAAGGCCCGCGCUCAGCAGGCAGCGGAUAAUGUCAUGGAACACAGAGUAGCCAAAUCCAUGGCUUCAGAAAAUACACUCAUGAAAAAGGAAAAAAACUAUUUUGCAAAAAAGCAUGAUAUAAAAACAAAAUAUGGAUUUGAUAGAUUAGUAGAAGAUUUGAUUCAAGAGUCCAUAUCAAAAGGAGAGUUUGAGAACUUGAGCGGUAAAGGGAAGCCAUUGAAAGACCAAAACAGGAAUCCUUAUGUAGAUUUUACAACUCAUAAAAUUAAUGAGGUCCUAAUCAACAAUGGCUUUGUGCCAGAAUGGAUAACAAUGAACAAGGAAAUAGCACAAGAGAUUGAAGCCCUGAAGCAAGAACUUCAAAAGGACCGCAUGUUUCUAGGACCAUAUCCACUCUCUGAAGAGGAGGCCCCCAAAUGGGCCAAACUUUCACAAGGCUAUGAGGGCAUAGCUGAGAGUAUCAACAAGAAAAUCAACCACUAUAAUCUGAUUGUACCUUUGCUUAACAAACAGAGGCUACAUAUUCAGUUUGAAGAGAUUUGUGAUGAUGUGUUGCAGAAUGGUAUCCACUCAGUGUAUCAGAAAGAGGAUGAGACACAUAAGGAACUGCAAUACGAGUCAGUGCCUAAUUACCAUGACGACCUUUUAGGUGCACUAUUCAAAGCCUUCUCUGAGGUUUUCAGUUUAGAGAAAGAAAAGAAAAAAGAAGCUGGGAGAUGAAAGAAGCA
Messenger RNA from Plutella xylostella (diamondback moth), 1204 nucleotides. RefSeq names its product dnaJ homolog subfamily C member 28. Lineage: Eukaryota; Metazoa; Arthropoda; Insecta; Lepidoptera; Plutellidae. The record is from RefSeq and is a predicted model, not a curated record.